This is a messenger RNA of Thyridium curvatum, 1521 nucleotides long. RefSeq lists its product as uncharacterized. The transcript has 3 exons. Lineage: Eukaryota; Fungi; Ascomycota; Sordariomycetes; Thyridiales; Thyridiaceae. The record is from RefSeq and is a predicted model, not a curated record. The coding region runs from base 1 to 1521 and encodes 506 amino acids. Gene Ontology annotation, molecular function: deaminase activity. Gene Ontology annotation, cellular component: cytosol.
AUGUAUCGAGGAAGCUUUCUGUCAGCAAACCUUUUGCUAUUGUUGACAUCGGUCAAAGCUGCAUCGAUUCUCUUCCAAGGAGGAAUAAUCAUUGCCUUUGACAAGGCCUCGGAAGAACUUCGGGUCAUUCGCAAUGGAAGCUUGCUCGUUCAGAAUGACCGUAUUGUGCAGGUCUCUGAUGCAGGCUCGAUGAAGGCUGCGUCAUCCAUCUCAAACCAGACCCAGGUUAUCGAUGUGACGGGCAAGAUCAUCACCCCUGGCUUCAUCGAUACUCACCGUCACGGCUGGCAGACUGCGUUCAAGACUAUUGCUUCCAACACAAGCUUGGUAGAGUAUUUUGGCAGAUACGGCGAGUUCGUGGCUGGUGAUUUCUGGACAGCAGAUGACGUCUAUAACAGCCAGCUCGCAGGCCUUUACGAUUCGGUGAAUGGAGGAGUGACAACCACCCUUGACCACGCUCAUCACACCUGGAGCAAUGCUACCGCUGAAGCAGGCUUGAAGGCAUCCAUCGACAGUGGUGCCAGGGUUUUCUGGAGUUAUGCCUUUCACAACGUGACCAACUACACCGUGGAAGACCAGCUCCCAAACUUUCGAGAUAUUGCGAGUCGUGGCGAUUACAAAAACAGCCCUACGACAAUUGGGGUUGCGUAUGACUUUUUCGGACCGGCUCCUAAUGUCAACGAGGUAAAUGCGGUGAUAGGCCUUGCCAAGGAGUUCAACGUGUCGGUCAUUACCACCCAUUCACUGCAAGGACCCUGGGGAAUCACGAAUUCACCCGAGGAUUUCGAGUCCCUGGGAAUCCUCAACAUGUCCACGCCCAUUGUCUUCUCUCACGCCUCCUUUCUUACUGCUCAGGGAGCAAGUCUCCUUCGCUCGACGACCCAACAUAUCUCCACCACGCCCGAGUCUGAGAUGCACUACGGUCAUACGCAUCCAAAGUCCUUCUACAUACAGGAUCAAAGCGCCAUCGGUAUCGACACCCACUUCACUUACAGCAGCGAUAUCCUGACGCAGGCGCGCAUCUGGCUUCAGCAGACGCGUUACGAGCUGUACAGCGAUGUGCUGGAGCGGUGGCGCGUGCCCCCUAACAACCCCAUGAGCGUGUAUCAAGCAUUUCUCAUGGCCACCCGCAAAGGCGGCCUCGCGCUGCGCCGAGAUGAUCUUGGCGUCAUCGCGGAAGGGGCCAAGGCCGACUUGGUAGUUUGGGACGGCGAUUCUCCAUCCCUUCUCGGAUGGGUUGAUCCCGUCGCAGCGGUGAUCCUGCACGCGAGUGUUGGCGAUAUCGAAGCUGUACUCGUUGAUGGCAAGUGGGUCAAGCGCGAUGGUAAGAUCGCGGUGCAAGGGUAUGAAGAGGUGAAACGGAAGUUUUUGGAGACGGCGAAGCGGAUUCAGGAGAUCUGGCGGAACCUGCCGCUGCCCGAUCCUGGGCAGACGUUCAAUGGCGGGUUCCCGAUUGAAAAGGCCGAGCAGGUGGAUGUUUUGCGCGGACCUGGCGAUGGAUACGGGAAUGUCUUUGUUUGA